Molecule: messenger RNA, 2862 nt
Organism: Penicillium canariense
Lineage: Eukaryota; Fungi; Ascomycota; Eurotiomycetes; Eurotiales; Aspergillaceae
Product: ATP-binding protein
Exons: 1
Coding region: 1-2862 (953 amino acids)
Cellular component (GO): mitochondrial outer membrane
Molecular function (GO): ATP hydrolysis activity; ATP binding
Source: RefSeq, a predicted model, not a curated record
AUGCCACAGGUAUGGCGGUCCAUUGCACGCCCAUGUCGCAUCGUCGCUCGUCGUCGCCAUCCUGCCCCUGCACGACACUUCCACUUGUCACGCCAAUGGCGCUCGAUGCCAUCCAAUGAUCCCCAUAAGGGAUCUACGCCAUCUUCCGACUUAGGAGAUGUUGUGGACAACUGUCAAUCACCCUCUGCCAACGAUUUCCUGGCGAAUACUGGCUCUCAGGCAACUACUGUCGAACAGACCGGCAAGCCUGUCUCGAAGCCAUACGGAUCUGCCGUUCGUAGGGCCAUGAGAAACAGACAGUCCGACCAACAACAGCAACAACAAAAUGCCUCGCUGACCGCGACGCUUCCCAGCUGGUUCCAGAAGCGGAAUACAGUGACCGGGAGCCCUGAUGGGCAUGCACAAUUCCAGUCUCAGGUCGAGAUCAGAGGAUCGAAGUCGGACUCGAAAACGGAUAGCACAACACAUGGGGAGUCGGCACUUGGUGGUGGAGGAGAAGACCCUUCGACUGCAGGCGAGCCAUCUGAAUCAGAUACCCGAUAUGCCGUUGCGGAAGCUUCAUGGGAUGAAUUGCGUGCCUCAGUCAAGGCGGGUCUGCGACUGCCACCUUCGCAAUACGCGGGGGAACCACAGGCCAAAAAAUCGCAUCUGGUUCUUCAAUAUCCUGGAAAUGAUGGUAUCCUGUUCUUGAAUGCGGUGGUUCAGCGACUUGCGCACGAGCUGAAUGCUGAUCUCAUUACCCUCAAUGCCCAGGAUAUUGCUCAACUUCUCAGCGAGCAAGAUUUUGCAGAGGCUGGUGCGACCUCCUCGAUCCGCUCUCUCGGUUACGAAGUCCACAGACCUCCUGUCAUGGCCUGGCCUGAACCCAACGAGGGCGAAGGAGAGGGGGACGAGGAUAUUGCUGAAAUUGGAGGCGCCCAGGGCUUGCGCCCUGAAGUGAGCACCCCUCGUUUCAUCACAAUCGAGGCCACUAGAGAUUCCGGUGAUAUCCCGCUACCUAAUUGGCUAGGGCUGAAGUCGCUUGUGGCGUCUAUCAAUGGUCAGUCGGACCAGGAUCCAGGCAUGUCGCGAGGCUCUAGCCAGCGCCUAGAGGCGCGAUGGGUUCGCCUUCUGAAUGAGAUUCUUUCUUCGCCAAAUCAAUCAAUUCAAGCGAUCCCUCAGGUAACAGAGGAGACUUCUGCACCUGAGACAGAUGCGAGCAAAACCAUUUUGUCGCUAGAUACCAUUGUCCAUAUACAAGAUUAUCGCGAUAUUCAGAGCUCAAGAGAAGGCGCUAGAGUUAUUGCGCUCCUACAAAAGGUCAUCCAAGAUCGGCGAAGUGCAGGUUCGAGGUUACUGCUUGUGGGCAGUACGUCUCAGGAGCUUCACCAUUCCCCUUCCCUGGAUGGCUCAAAAAUACUGCAAAAUGUCUUUGAUGACAACUUCUCCAAGACUUUGAUGAUCACCCCAGCUAUGGAAUCCAAAACUGUCGAGCAGACGUUUGCGGAGGACCAAAAGAGCCGAACAAUGGAUAUCAAUAUCCGUCACCUACAAAACAUGCUACGCUAUCGGAUCAAUGAGACAUCGUCUGUGAAGGAUGACAUAUUUGGCGACCGUGCUUGGCCGCUAGAUGCGCUCACUAUCAAGCAAUCUGGUAUCAGGGAUCGUUUUUGGUCCUACAACCAGGUGCACUGGGUUGCAACCCUUGCCCUUGGCAGCGCAGAGUCCAACGAGCCUCUCAGUUUUGAACAUAUUAGACGUGGCAUUGAGCUCAUGGAUCGAGGAGAUCGAGUCACAAGCGAUUGGUUGCAUGAAAAGUCACCCAAGCAGGCGGGAUCUAGCAAGGGGCAGAGCCGAGAGCAACUCCUGGCCUCUCUGCGUAAGACUUGCAAUGCCCAUGAGAAGAAAUUGCUCAACGGCGUUGUCGAUGCAAAAAGCCUCCGCACCACUUUCGCUGACGUGCAUGUUCCGCCUGAGACUGUUGACGCUCUCAAAACUUUGACUUCGCUGUCUCUUAUUCGCCCGGAAGCUUUCACCUAUGGUGUCUUGGCUACCGACAAGAUCCCCGGCCUCCUGCUUUAUGGACCUCCUGGUACCGGUAAGACGCUUCUGGCCAAGGCUGUUGCGCGUGAGAGUGGAGCGACCGUGCUCGAGGUGAGCGGAUCCGAAGUGUAUGACAUGUACGUCGGUGAAGGAGAGAAAAAUGUGAAGGCCAUCUUCACGUUGGCGAAGAAGUUGAGCCCGUGUGUUGUUUUCAUCGACGAGGCAGAUGCCAUCUUCUGCUCGCGCACCGGUGCUAGCAACCGCACCUCUCACCGCGAACUCAUCAAUCAGUUCCUGCGCGAAUGGGAUGGAAUGAACGAUAUGUCUGCAUUCAUCAUGGUGGCCACCAAUCGGCCUUUUGAUUUGGAUGAUGCCGUUCUGCGCCGUCUCCCUCGCAGACUGCUUGUGGACCUUCCGACCGAGGAGGACCGUCUCGCUAUUUUGAAGAUCCACCUGAAGGGCGAACAGCUCGAACCCUCGGUCGAUCUAGUCGACCUGGCCCGGCGUACCCCGUUGUACUCCGGCUCUGACCUGAAGAACUUGUCAGUGGCUGCGGCAUUGGCGUGCGUACGCGAGGAAAACCAAGCCGCGGCCCAGCAUCAGGGCGCGGAGCCUUAUAAAUAUCCAGCCCGUCGCACUCUUACCAUAGCCCACUUCGAGCGUGGAAUGGAGGAAAUCAGUGCCUCUAUUAGCGAAGACAUGUCCUCUCUGGCCGCUAUUCGAAAGUUCGACGAACAAUAUGGCGAUCGCAAGGGUCGGCGUAAGAAGAGUCCCGGGUGGGGCUUCAUUUCUCCAGCCACAGAAGACUCUACGACUGACACCGCGCGUGUCCGAACAUGA